Paramecium sonneborni is the source of this 1074-nucleotide messenger RNA. The record is from the annotation of a GenBank genome assembly. Lineage: Eukaryota; Ciliophora; Oligohymenophorea; Peniculida; Parameciidae.
AUGGGGUCUUGUCAAAUUUGCAAUGGUUUCUAGGUAAAAGAGAUUAAAGAAGAAAAACUAUUAGAAAUGUUAAAAAAAGAACCAACACAUAGAUAAGUAGCAUUAAUUCAGGCAAGGUUUAGAGGAAUCUUAACAAGAAGAAGAGUUCUAAUUCAUAAAUAAAAAGAAAACAAUAAUUAGCAAUAAUAAAAUUCAUUGACAGAAGACUUAAUUUGUUAUGAAUAGGUUUAACAAACAAUAACAGAAAGAUCAACUGUAGCUUAAUAACAAGAGGAACAUGUAGCUAUAUCAAUAUCACAAGAAAUAAAGAAUAGCUACAAGUGGUAAAAUGGGACAAUGACUGGGUUUGGUAGAUUGGUGAUGGAUGACGGGUAUUAGAAUAAAAUAAUCAUAGUUGUUUCUUGGAAGGCAUGGUAUAGAAUUAUAUUUAAAUAAGUGGUUGAAUGGAUAUUUGAAUGGAUAAGGACUUUACAAUGCAUCUAAUGGAACAUAUUAUAAAGGAGAGUGGUAAAAUAGCUAAAUAAAUGGUAAAGGUUCUUAUUUUAAUUCACUUUAAAAUAUUAAAUAUGAAGGUAAAUUUAUCUUUAAUUGAAUUAGGAGAAUGGUAAAAUAAUUUAUAACAUGGUGAAGGAACUGAAACUUAUAAGGAUAAAGCAAUUUAUACUGGAACAUUUAAAAAAGGUCUUAAGGAUGGAAUUGGCAAAUUCGUUUUUAAUGAUGGGUCUUAUUAUGAAGGAUAAUUUUCUUAAGACAAGUUUCAUGGAAAAGGAAAAUUAGUAUACCAAAUUUUAUAAUAAAAAGGUGUGGGAUUGUGAUUAAAAAGUUUAUAAUGGAGAAUGGUAGAAUGGUAAAAAACAUGGUUUUGGUUAGUUAUAAGUUAAAGGAAAAUAUACAUAUGAAGGCAAUUAUAAAGAUGGACUUAAAAAUGGAGUUGGAUUAUUAGUUUGGGAUGAUGGUAGAAAAUACUAAGGGGAGUGGAGAGAUGGAUAAUAAUCUGGAAAUGGAACAUUUUAUAACUAAAAAGGAGAAAUCUUCAAUGGUGUCUGGAAAUUCGGAUUAAUCCAAAACCAUUGA